AUGGUCACUUCUGAUCUCGCUUCUUAAAGCUUGUCUACGUAAGUAACUGCAAUUUUCCUUUUUUUUACCCUCACCAUUUUUUUCCACUUGUUACUUACUAUAUCUGGCCAAGAGCAAGUAUACUGUAACUGACACUAAUUUAUUUUAUUUAAUUCAUAUAAUAGAAAGAAAUGGUUAUGAAAAUGUUGAACACAAGUUACAGAGGGAAAGGGAAUACGAAAGGGAAAGGGGAAUACGAAAGGGAAAGGGGAAUACGAAAGGGAAGGGAAUACGAAAGGGAAGGGAAUACGAAAGGGAAAGGGAAUACGAAAGGGAAAGGGAAAUACGAAAGGGAAAGGGAAGAACGACAGGGAAAGGGGAGAACGACAGGGAAGGGUAGAACGACAGGGAAAGGAAGACGUAAAGAAAAGGGGCCUAAGAGAAGACCUAAUAAAGAGAAGACAACAAACAGAGAAGACCUAGACAGAGAAAAGGUAGACCUAAAAAAAAGACGAAAAAAAUUAAAGCGACGUUACACUUACGAAGAGAUUUUAACGCAAAAUAUUGUUUUCAUUUCGCACGGCAAGACUCGUGACAAUUCUUUCUUGGUUGGCAAUGAAAUAACACAAAGCAAUAUAAAACAAUACUCAAACUCAAUGUUUAAGAUUUACGGUAGACCAAUAUUAAGAAGAAUAGUUGAAAUUCGUGGUAGACCAUCAUUUAUUUAUAAGUUAAGCAUAAGCGUGACCAUCAUCGUGGGAAAGAAAAAAAUUCGAUUAACUUUUGGUGAUAUAAGUUAUAAGAUUAUUUUUCCUUUGAGAAAAAUAAUUAUUAAUAAUGUCGGCGGUCGAUUAGCCAAGGCUUUACAUGAAGUUACGAAAAUUAAUAAAUCUAGAAUAAAUGAAAAUUUUCAAUAA
Rhizophagus irregularis DAOM 181602=DAOM 197198 is the source of this 896-nucleotide messenger RNA. Lineage: Eukaryota; Fungi; Glomeromycota; Glomeromycetes; Glomerales; Glomeraceae. The record is from RefSeq and is a predicted model, not a curated record.